Molecule: messenger RNA, 14535 nt
Organism: Fonsecaea monophora
Lineage: Eukaryota; Fungi; Ascomycota; Eurotiomycetes; Chaetothyriales; Herpotrichiellaceae
Exons: 3
Coding region: 1-14535 (4844 amino acids)
Biological process (GO): amino acid activation for nonribosomal peptide biosynthetic process; secondary metabolite biosynthetic process
Cellular component (GO): cytoplasm
Molecular function (GO): catalytic activity; phosphopantetheine binding
Source: RefSeq, a predicted model, not a curated record
AUGCCGUCGCUCGUCAAUGGCUACCAUCCUCCUCACGAGCUCUCAAUUGUCAACAAACAUCGUCAAUUACUACCUGGGCCACAGUUACUGCACGAGCUGAUAGCGACAUCCUCUGAUAAUCUCAUUCUAGACUUCCUACUGGCGGACAAUGGACGCGUUGCUCUUACCUACGACGAGUUCCAUCGCCUCACGGACCUCCUGUCUCAGGAUAUCCAAGAGUAUAUCUCGCCCAAAAGGGAUAGAAGAAGCAUAAUUCCUGUCAUCAUCCCUCAGUCACCAGAAUUAUACGUGGCAUUGGUGGCAGUAUUGAAGUCUGGCUCUGCCUUCUGCCCUGUCAGCCAAGAUGUACCUCCGGAGAGACUGAAAUUUAUUCUCCAAGAUACGCAGUCAACCUUCGUGCUGGCGACCACCACCACAAGGGCUGCUUUUGAGGAUGCACUGUCAACCGUCCAAUGCAAGACUGUAUCUUUGGAAGCACUCGAACGGACAUCGCGUUCGGCGCAGGCGGAGGAUGCCCGUCCUCAAAGCCACGAGUGCAUCACACCCUCCAGUCCAGCGUAUGUCAUGUACACUUCAGGCUCUACAGGACUUCCCAAGGGUGUUGUAGUAUCGCAUUUGUCAGUGUCACAGUCAUUGCUUGCGCAUGACGAGCAUAUCCCUCUCUUUAAACGCUUUUUACAAUUUGCUUCACCAACGUUCGACGUCUCUAUAUUUGAGAUAUUCUUUCCAUUUUUCCGGGGAGCGACACUAGUGGGUUGCGACCGUGAGCGAAUGCUUACUGAUUUACCUGCCACUAUCCAAGUCUUGGAUGCGGACGCUGCGGAACUCACCCCCACGGUCGCGGGGACGUUAUUGAGAACCAGAAAGGCUGCCCCUUGCUUAAAGACGCUACUGACAAUUGGUGAAAUGCUUACAGCUCAAGUCGUUUCCGAAUUCGGAGGAAGCACAGAUAAGGCGAGCAUGCUGUAUGCUAUGUAUGGUCCUACGGAGGCGGCGAUACAUUGCACUGUGGCACCCCAGCUAGCGGCUGAUGCAUCGGUACGCAGGAUUGGGAGACCGCUGUCCACGGUCACAGCUUUUAUCCUCAAGGAAGGCGAAGCGCUUGGAAUCGCACCAGUUGGCGAACCUGGGGAGCUGGCGGUUGCAGGUCAGCUUGCUGAUGGAUACCUGAAUCGGCCGGAGCAGAACCAAGCUGCGUUUGUUGAACUUGAUGGCUACGGGCCAAUCUACAAAACCGGAGAUCGAGCAAUUUGCCGUCCUGAUGGGGAGCUUGAGAUCCUGGGACGCAUGACCUCCGGCCAAGUCAAACUCCGAGGUCAGAGGGUUGAAUUGGGAGAAAUUGAAGAGAUUGCCUCGAAGACCGAUGGUGUUCACCUUGCCAUUGCAAGCGUCAUUGACGACGUCCUCGUCCUUUUUUGCGCUGCAGAUCAUAAUGUCAAGGUCUCCAAUGUCUCCGACCAAUGCAAGGCAUGGUUACCACCCUACAUGCGUCCAGGUGAGAUUGUGCUGCUCGACGACAAUGUGCCUCGACUACCUUCUGGGAAGAUUGACCGCAAAGCACUUGAACGAAACUAUCGAGAACGCCGGGUGUCAAUCACCCACGAACCCUCUUUUAAGAACUCGGUAGAGGAGAAUGUAGGCCGAGUAUUGAGCGAUGAGCUGAGAUGCCCAGUUGACAGGCUGACCUCGUUCUGGUCAUUGGGUGUUGAUUCUCUCCGAACCAUCAAGAUUGCGUCUCGAUUACGCCAACAGUACAACUGUGUCAAUGCCGCGAUGAUCUCAGAAGCCGACAAUGUGGCCACGCUCUCAAGUCUUAUCACCAAGUCAAAAGAUGCAACAAGUGAAAGGACACAGCCUGACUACGCAACUUCAGACGAAUGGAAACGCAUCACGGCAAAAGUGAUACAUGACCUGAACAACUCGAGCCCCAAACUGCCCUAUGAAAAGAUAUUGCCCUGCAGUAACAUGCAGGUUGCAAUGCUAGUUGAAACCGCCGCAAAAGAAGAUCAGAAUUUCAACAGAAUUUGGCUCAAACUCGGGUCGAGUCUGACACUGCAACACUUGCGCCAGGCAUUUCAAAAGCUUUCAAGGAACAAUGAGAUCUUGCGAUCCGGAUUCGUCCCGACCGGGAAACAAGAGAUGCCCUUUGCUCAAGUCGUGUGGCGAGACCUCUCAGACGACCCUGAAUUGAGUAUUCUGCACCCCUUGAAGCUGGAAAAUGCCGGAACAGAGGAUGAAAGAGAUGUCUUGGUAUGGAUUCACCAUGCGUUGUAUGAUGGAUGGUCUUGGGACUUGAUCCUAGACGAUUUGAAUGUCAUCCUCUCUGGAGAAAACGCGCCCGUCAGGACUCAAUUUUCCGAAUUUCGCUCGAGCGAGCACGAUCGCUUGAGGUCGGAGCAGACAGAAAAUGUUGAGUAUUGGCGAAAUCAACUGCAGGACUUCAAGCCCUCAGCAUUUCCGAUGCUAACACCUGUUCGACUGGAGAGAACACCCAGAAAAACCACAGAGUCGCCACUCGCCAUAACUUAUGAACAGCUCUCUCACUUUGCGUCAAUUGCGCGGUGCAGUCGAGAGACGAUUUUGGAGGCGGCAUGGUCACUUUUGCUCUCAUCGUAUCUCGAUAGCGCCGACGUCGCAGUCGGAGUGGUUGUGGCUGGUCGCCAUUUCUCACUGGCAGGGAUCGAAUCCAUCAUUGGGCCGUGUCUCUCGUUAUUCCCUCUCCGCAUGGAUGUCAGUGCUCUAAGGACGGUACAUGAUGUCCUCAAUUACGUUCAAAGGCAACGCAACCAGUUUCUUCGACAUGGGAGCAUUACAUUAAGGAACAUCAACAAUGCAGCAGGUCUCCGCCAUGGGGACAGGUUGUUCGAUACGCUGUGUGUUUGGCAACAAGACAGCGAAGUGGAUGAUAGGGAUCGUUCCAAAGUUGCAAGCCUGAGAUCGCAAGAUACCUUGGACUAUGCCAUUGUGCUAGAAUUCGAACCCCGUCAAGGUCAGGUCUAUUUGAAGUUGACGUUCGACACGGACCUUAUUCCAGAAGAUCAAGCAAGGCUUAUAACUCAUCAGUUGGACAACGCUGCCUCUCGAAUCGUGAGCAACCUUGACCUUAGUCUGAACUACUUCUGGGAAAGUUUUGACAAGAACACCUUGUCCUCGACCAACACGAGCUUCCGAAAGUUCAGCGAAGACUUUGAUCUGACAACCACUAUCUCAAGUCUUGCAGAAUCGUGUCCAGGCAGAGCAGCCGUCGAAUUCGUGCUUAGUAUCGACGAGCGUACGAGCCAGGUGACAAAGGAAAUCCUCACUUAUGGAGACCUCCACAAACGCGCCCGGAUUGUCGGCCGGGUGUUACAGACUAAGUACAACGUGCAGAUUGACGAUCUUGUCUGUCUGAUAGGCCCUCGAUCGUCUCAACUAUAUAUUGGCAUCCUCGGGACCAUCAUAGCUGGGGGCGCUUAUAUGUGCAUCGACCCGCGAACGCCCGCUGCUCGAAUUCGCCAAAUUUUGAGCGAAGCCAAAUGCAGGCUUACCUUGUUCACCGGGGAUGUGCCUUUAUCGAACGAGAUAGAUGCGCCAACGCCUGUCUCCAUUGCCAGCGUGUUGGAACAGAAUUCCAUGACAAAUACUGAUAACCACCGGUCUUUGAAAAGUGAUCAAUUAGCAUACGCUGUAUUCACGUCUGGCAGCACUGGUGUUCCGAAGGGCGUCCUCCUCAGCCGUCGAAACUUGCUCAGCAAUCUGGAGGAGUUGUCACGUAUUUACCCCUGCCACCCCGAGACGGAUCGACUGCUUCAAGCCUGCUCACCAGCCUUCGACGUCUCGGUUUUUGAGAUCUUCUGGGCAUGGCACAAAGGUAUAACUUUGUGCACAGCGUCAAAUGAUGUGCUGUUUAGAGACCUGGAAUUCUUCAUCAAACAGCUGGAUAUCACGCAUUUGAGCAUGACGCCUUCGGUAGCUGCUCUUGUUCGACCUGACAACGUCCCAAAGGUGAAAUUGCUGGUUACUGCUGGAGAACCUAUGAACUCGAAAGUUUUCUCGGAUUGGGCUGACCGUGGACUGUACCAAGGCUACGGUCCGAGUGAGACAACAAACAUAUGUAACGUCCGCCCCAAGGUCUCGAAAUCCGACCUGCCAAAUAAUGUUGGUCCUCCGUUGCUGAACACAUCCGUCUUCAUUUGCCAAAGGCAGACCCCGAAGCAGUCCGGUACCACUGAUUCAUCCCGUCACCAGUCCACCCUGCAUUUUCAGCAAGUUAUCAAGGGAGGUGUAGGUGAGAUAUGGAUCGGGGGAGAACAGGUCGGACGCGGAUAUAUCGAUCCGGUGCUGACCUCGAAGAGCUUCUUUGAUCAUCCUGAAUAUGGUCGGCUCUACCGCUCAGGCGACAUCGGAAGGCUUCUUUGCGAUGAUUCCUUAGUCGUAUUAGGUCGCGAGGACGACCAGGUCAAGCUCCGGGGACAGAGAAUUGAACUAGGAGAGGUCAAUUCCGCCUUGGUGAGGUGCAGUCAAGUUGAAGAUGCGGUAUCCCUGGUCGUUACCAGAGGAAAUGAAAGUGCGAGUCUGGUUGCUUUCUGGACACCACGCCAAUCCUACAGAUCUGCAGACCCCGACGACAUGAAUGCCACCAUCUUCGAAACGUUGGCAAAUAGCUUGCCAGACUACAUGAUACCUGAUAGCCUCAUCCACCUUGACAAGAUACCUCUGACGCGCCAGGGAAAGAUCAAUCGCUCGGAUUUGAUCUCCCAUUAUCAAAAUCUCAGCACAGAACAGCUCCAAGCCACGUCUAGAGGCAGCAAGCCAGAAGGUGUUGAUCAACUCUCCUAUUCCGAGAAAAUUCUUGCCCGUGCCGUGGCCGAUGCGCUUGGAGUCAGCCUUGCAAAUAUCAGCCGUACUACCUCUUUCUAUGCCCUUGGUCUGGAUUCGAUCAGCGCAAUACGCGUCUCAAGAGCACUGCGAGACCAUUAUCCUAUGGUGGAGAUAUCCUCGUUGAUGCAGAACCCAUCCAUCUCACAACUAGGGAGAUACAUUGAGAAACAUGUUCCGCAGCACAAUCCAUGUAACGGCAAGAAUAAUAUGGGUCGUUUCCCUGAAAAGUGGGAAGAGGAAAUCCGCAGUUUGUAUUCGCGGGCUGGCCUGGAAGUCGAGAGGAUCCUUCCCUGUACUCCUCUACAAGAAUCUAUGGUCAUCAGCUCGAUGAAUACUUCUUCUCGAGCCUAUCGGAACACUCUGCGCUUCAAUGUCAGUGGCAGCGUCCCGAGGUUACGACAUGCCUGGGGGGACGCAUUAGCAAGACACCAGAUCCUUCGUACAGGCUUUGUCGCAACUGACUCCGCUGAUUCUCCUUUUGUGCAAGCAGUCUUGAAGAAUUUCCAGCUUCCCUGGUUUGAAGAAGAUACCCAACAGUUGAGCUAUGAUUUGGAGGGUCUCAUGGUCCCUCCAUGGAGCCUUGAAGUCAGAGGGAAGACAGAGCUAAUCCUGAGAAUGCACCACUGUCUAUACGACGCAGAGGCAAUGGCCGUUCUGUUAGACGAGAUUCAAUCCCUGUACCACGGUCACCAACCGGCUCCGACAACCCCCUUCGAUAGCUAUCUGUCGUUCAUGGAGAUGUCGAACACGGAUGAUACAUAUGAUUUCUGGCGGAGAAAGCUACAGGGAGCUACAGUAUACAAACUAAGUGAAGCCAUAUUGCCUGAGGACAAGGCUGCUCCUGGCACUCAUUUGUUGGUUGAACGAUGGUCUGCGAUGUCUGUCUCAGAAGUGCAACGAUGUGCGCGAAAGAUACAUUCGACUCCAUUGGCUCUAUUUCAAGCUUCGUGGGGUCGGUUUCUCUCUCGCCUCUUUGGUAGUCAGGAUAUCUGCUUUGGAAAUGUCCUUAGCGGUCGGAACCUUCCUAUCGACGGUGUGGAAACGCUGGUCGCUCCAUGCUUCAACACAGUUCCAACCAGAGUACAAUUGCGCCCAGACGAAUCGAAUCAAGAAUUGUGCAAGGGCUUUCAGCAGAUAAAUGUCGAGACUCUACCACAUCAGUCGAGCUCGCUUCGUCGAAUCCAGCGAGCCGUAGACACCCAAGGCAGAACGUUAUUUGAUACACUUCUUCUGCUCCAACAAGACGGACUGCGGCUCGACCAUCAGGCCGAUGCCAUCACCUUGAGACUGCACUCUGAAGUAGCUGAGAAGAAGAUACUCGGUCGAUUUCUGGACAUGUACGACGCCCUUCUCAUCCACACGGCCAGAUAUCCGCAGUCAAGAACAUUGGAUCAUUCAUUUAUUGCUGGCAUGUUGCCACGACUACAGGCUUCUACGCCAUUCACUGUUCUUGCCUCCACACCACCCACAGACUCCUUUGAUGCACCGGGGCACAUCAAUGAAACACUGUCUCGAACGGAAAUAUUGGUGAGGGACAUACUCGUCCAAUUGAAGCCUGGUUCGCAUUCAAAGAUCUUCAGAGACACGACAGUAUUCAGUCUUGGCUUCGACAGCAUUAAUGCCGUACAGAUUGCAGCACGGCUGCGGAAAAGCGGAUUCGACAUAUCGACUGGAGCUAUUUUGGAAGCUGCAAGCCUCGGAAAUAUCGCCAAAAUAUGCGAUUCAGGGGCGCCACGAGACUCCAAGCAUGCGACUUUUGACCUUGAGUCCUACGAAAAGCGUUGUCGCCGAUCUAUCUGUCAGAAUAACGGCCUCGACGAGACUCAUGUCCAGUCCAUAUGGCCCUGCACACCUACUCAAUCAGGGAUUCUUUCGCAGUUCCUCCGAUCGAGUUACAUGCUCUAUCUCAAUCACAUGCAUUUCGGCUUGGAUAAAGACGUGGAUGUACCAAGAUUAAAGCAUGCAUGGAGUCUUGCUAUGCAAAGACACGCAAUGCUAAGGACUGGUUUCGCUGAGACCGACGAUCCCCAGACUCCAUUCGUCAUGAUAACCUAUCUACCAGAUGCAGUACAGCUACCUUGGGUUGACGAUUCAGUGCAAAUACCCCAAGAGAGAGGUGAAGCCAAAUCAAGAAACAUGGACAAUCUCACUGAACCACCAUGGCUCAUUCGGGUGACCAAAAAUGGCUCCGCUCUGAACCUUGAACUAUCCAUGCUGCACGCUCUGUACGAUGCACAUUCUCUAGAUAUCAUAUUGGCCGAUGUUGCACGUGCGUAUGCGGAUUUCGAAUUUCCCGUUGGUGCUUCUCUUGCUCCAGUCGUCUCAAAAAUCUUAGGCUUGAGCAGAGACGAAAGUUCCAAGCCAUUCUGGUUGGAAGUAUCGGCUGAUAUGUGCCCAACUCGCUUUCCAGAGUUGGGGGUAUACAAUCUAGAGGUUGACAACUAUUGCGUCGCGACUCGGCAGUGCAGUCUAUCUCUAAAAACCCUCGAGGAUGCAUGCGCAAAUGCUGGAGCAACAAUGCAAUCUUUGGUUGCUGCAGCUUGGUCUGUAUUACUUUCGGCAUACACUGGCCAGGAUCAUGUCACAUUUGGUGUCAUCCUCUCCGGUCGGGAUUCCGAGGAAGAGGAAAACAAGGCAGCGUUCCCUUGUAUCAACACCGUCCCGUUUGCGAUGAGACUCUCUCAAGACAGGAGUGAUCUUUUACAAUCAGCCGUUAAGCGAUGCGCUGGUAUAUUGAAACACCAGCAUACUCCACUAAGCUCGAUCAAGCGUUGGGUGCAGGCUGAAGGCGAUCUGUUCGAUACUGUGAUCGUUCUGCAAAAAUACGAUGCAGACGAAGGCCCAAAGAGGCCGUGGACGCUCGCCAAAGACGAUGCAACUGCAGAAUAUACACUCUCCUUGGAGCUCAUACCCCAAGAGAACGACGGGUUGAAUCUUCAGGCAACUUUCCGUAACCAGGUGAUACCACCGGAUCAAGCCGUGUAUAUCCUUCAAGAAUUCGAAGAACAGAUGAAAGUCCUGCUCGCACAAACGACAUCUAAUUCGACGCUGCCAAAAUCUGUCCUGUCGAUCGUGCCUGCAAAAGAAGAACGGAUUCCGACCACGGUCCGCUACCUGCAUGAAUUUGUGGAGCGGACAGCAAGAGAGAAACCCAACAGUAUUGCCCUGGAAUUUGUGCAAACCAUUCACAGGAACACCCCUAUAAAGCAAACUUGGACUUAUGCCCAGUUGGACUCGAAUGGAAACAAAAUCGCUCGACUGAUCCAGAGCAAAGGCAUAGAAGUUGGAAGUCUCGUGGCUGUUUGUUUUGAUAAAUGUCCCGAAGCCUCCUUUGCAAUAUUGGGGGUUCUCAAAUCAGGAUGCGGUUACAUUGCGAUUGAUCCCGGGGCGCCAACUUCGAGAAAGGAAUUCAUCCUCCGCGAUUCUGGCUGUGGAAUUGUCCUCACAACUGACGAUAAGGUCUCGGAAUUUGACAGCAUUCCAGGCGUUUGUAGUUUCGCCAUUGACAAUGCCUGUUGGAAGGAGUUGUCGAGCGAAAAGCCUUCACUCUCGAAGGAACUGCAAGUACAAGAUGUCUGCUACUGUCUGUACACCUCGGGAACUACAGGAACACCCAAAGGAUGCUUGAUCAGCCAUGACAGCGCGGUCCAGGCAAUGUUGUCUUUCCAGCGGAUUUUCGAUGGUCGAUGGAAGGAAUCAUCCCGGUGGCUGCAGUUCGCGUCCUUUCAUUUCGACGUCAGUGUGCUUGAACAAUACUGGAGCUGGAGCAUAGGCAUCAUCGUAACUUCGGCACCCCGAGAUCUCUUGUUCGAGGAUCUUCCAGGGACUAUCAACGCCCUUGAGAUAACUCAUCUCGACCUGACCCCCAGUUUGGCAAGGCUACUCACGCCCCAAGAAGUGCCGAAUCUAUGCGAGGGAGUCUUUAUCGUUGGCGGUGAGCAAGUCGGGCAGGAUAUCUUGGAGACCUGGGGCGAUACGGGUUGUCUUUACAAUUUCUAUGGGCCAAGUGAAGUGACGAUCGGUUGCACAGUACACCGGCAAGUACCCAAGACUGCGAAGCCAACCAAUAUUGGUCAACAAUGGGACAACGUAGGCUCUUUCGUUUUGGAGCCCUCGUCGCAGACUCCCGUUCUCCGUGGGGCGAUCGGCGAGCUUUGUUUGUCUGGCCCUCUUGUUGGAAAGGGAUAUCUCAACCGACCCGACCUUACAACAGAGAAAUUCGUAACGUUGGCUGAAUAUGAUACGAGGGUUUACCGAACUGGUGAUCUCGUCCGUCUCCUGCAUGACAACAGCUUCGAAUUUCUGGGCAGAAUCGACGAUCAGGUCAAGUUGCGUGGGCAGCGCUUGGAAAUCGGGGAGAUCAAUCAUGUCGCUCUCAGUGCGGAUAGUCGCGUCAAGGACGUUGCUACCAUGGUCUUGAAACAUCCAACACAACAGAAAGAUCAGCUUGUGACUUUCUUCUCUACAGCUCAAAGACGGGCAAAGAACGAGAAACCAUCGAUUGUAACUAACAAGGAGACUCAGGACCUGGCUACAAAGAUUCGAUUGAACUGCUCUGACAAAUUGCCAGCGUACAUGGUGCCCUCACACAUUCUUGCAGUCUCAUCUCUUCCCUUAUCGGUUAACAAUAAAGUUGAUCAGAAAUCGCUGAAAGCGAUAUAUGAGGAGCAUCUGCCUGGUUCAGCGCAAGACGAAUCCGACAGAAAUUUUUUGACGCAAGAAGGCCUUCAGCAUUACAAUGAGAUGGCCAGUGUGCUAGCAUCUUUCUUGCGAAUCCAAAUAUCAGACAUCAAGCCAAGUUCGAGACUAUUCGAACUCGGGCUGGACUCCAUCUCAGCCAUCGGUCUCGCUAGAGCGCUCAAGCGCCAGGGAUUCCAGAACGCGGAAGUGGGAACGAUCCUGAAGCACUCUGUCGUCCAAGAUCUUGCCCAAAUCAUUACGCGGGAGGCCACUUCACACCAGAACGACAUCGUGGACACUGCUCGCCAGAAAAUCCAAUCAUUCAGUAACAUCCACAAUGGAACAAUCGCACAAAGCAUGAACGUCUCCCUAGAAAGCAUUGAGUGCAUCGCACCUUGUACGCCACUACAAGAAGGCAUGAUUUCCCGGGUAAUGCAGGCCGACCCUAACGAUACAGUUUAUUUCUCCUGCUUCCUCUUUCAGCUCGAUUCAAACACCGAUAUACAGCGACUGAAAAGUGCGUGGGAUGCCUCCCAGCGGUCGAUUUCUAUCCUCAGGACAUUCUUCGUACCAACAGAAGAUGGCUUUGCUCAAGUUGUGCUGCGCGAAACCGACAGCGGGGUGAAGAUCGUCAGCGAAGCCAGAAAUGGCGACGUUCGCAAGUUCGAGAAGUCCUCCUUCAGAGACUGGGUCAGAUCUGCAAGGUCCCUAUCUACGUGUUUGCCCUGGAAAGUUCAAUUGGGAAAGUCCGGAGAUGGCGGCUUCAUGAUACUCCAGAUAUUUCAUGGACUUUAUGAUGGAAGCAGCCUUCCAAUACUGCUCAAGCAAGUCAAGCAGCGGUAUCAGCACCCAGAGGAGACUUGGAAGCCGAAAAUGCAGUUCUAUCAAGCCUUGCCCCAUGGACCACUGUCUCAGCUGCCAGACGAGAAGGAAUUCUGGCUGUCACACCUCCCUCGCAUCCAACCUCACAAGCUGCCAUUGGUCCAUGCCGAGCUUGAGAUAGAUACUCAUGCUGUCAUCUUGAGGCAUCAUCUAAGCAUUGACCAUUUGAAAACCUUGUGCAAUGAAUUGAACGUUACAGUCUCGGCCUUUUUCCAGGCUAUGCUACUCUAUGUGAUGCAGAGAGAAUUCAACUCCAGCCCGACAAUAGGUGUGGUAGUCUCAGGCAGAGCCACAGCCACAGAAGAGAUAGAGGAUGUGAUUGGCCCAAUGUUCAAUACCCUGCCAUGUGCCAUCAAUUCUCUCACCAAUGGUGCAGCAGUCUCGAAUCUCGUCCGCGCGUGCCAUCAGUUCAAUGUUGAUAUCAUUCCGUAUCAACAUACACCUCUGAGGAAAGUUGUUCACUUCCUUGGACUAAGUGCAAGCCAGACUCUGUUUGACACGUUAUUUGUUUUCCAAAAGACAGCACCGGAUGUCGAGGACCGCGCGUUCUGGCGCGAGAUUCCAACAGACAGCUCGCCAGAUUAUCCGCUGAAUAUCGAGGUAGAGCAGAACGGCUCCGAGUUCGACGUCACCCUAGUUGCGAGGCCGCAAUACAUGGACAAGAAAAGCGCCAGUCGGUUGUUAGACAUGUAUCUUGACGUUGUUCGCAGGCCGGAAGAGAUGACCGCAAUCCUACCCCCGGACUUUUGCCUAUCACAGGACUCCAGGACCCCGAGUGGGGAUCAUAAAGCGGACUUGACAAUCUCGAAUCAUGUUCAUGAAGACAACGAUACCGCACUGAACGACACAGAGACAAUCAUUCGCUCGGAAAUGGCCAAGCUCGCCUCUGUGGACGAAAAGAUGAUUCACCGUCACAGGCCAACGAUCUUCGAACUAGGCUUGGACAGUAUAGAAGCAAUGAAGCUCGCAGCUCGCGUCAAGAACAAGGGUCUGAGAGUGGCUGUGAGUACCAUCAUGCGGUCGCCAACCGUCGCAGGGAUUGCUGCGGCGGUUACAUCAAGCAUGGAAACCCAGGCCGAAAGAGCAAGUCGCGAAAGGGCGUCUUUCAUUAAGGAACGCCAGAUCAGCUAUCAACGUAUGCUACAGAGCCAUGGUGUCGAACUCGACAACGUACAAGCCAUCUUUCCGGUCACACCGAUGCAGGAAGGCCUACUCUUGGAAUCUGACAAGUAUCUCAAUGUCAUGACUUUCGAAUUAGCUGCAGACAUUGAUCUGAACCGACUGAUAAAAGCGUGGGAAACAGUCGCCCGGACAGAGCCAAUCUUGAGAACGCGCUUUGCUGUCGUCGAGUCUCCAGAUAAAAAGACGGCCUUUCUCCAAUAUGUGGUGAAGGAUGGAAGUGAGGUGACAGUCCUUGACGAGAAGCUGAAUGAUGUGGUCCGAAACCUCAAAAACGUUCCAGACGAGCAACAACUGGUCGAUCAAAGGACUCGUAUCACUAUUGUCCGCGAUGAAACUGCCUCAUUUCUUGUUCUUGCCAUGCCGCAUGCCUUGUACGACGCCUGGUCAUUGCACUUACUGCACCAGGAGGUGACUGAGACCUACCAGUUCCCGCAUAGCAGAGCCCGAGGAGCGGCCCUGGAUCAAUAUAGGGAGCACCUCGAGGAGAUCAUCACACAAGGCGAGAGCUCAAAGGCUCGUGAGUUCUGGGAGUCUCAACUGCGGGAUAUCCAACCCACCACUCUACAAGCGGCCCUCGAUGAUCACAGUCACCACGGCUCAGCGUUUUUGUUGCGCAAGCAGUCCACGACCAGCUUAACCAAAGCCCUCGACUUCUGCAGGCAGCAAGGAGUGACGCUCCAGACUUUGGGGCUUGCAUGCUGGACAAUGGCACUUAUUCACUACACCUGCCAGGUGGAUGUAUGCUUCGGGCUUGUUCUUUCCGGGCGCACAACCGAGGGCUCGGAUCAACUGAUCUUCCCAACAUUCAACACUGUCGCUUUCAGACCUCUCAUUCACGAUAAUAUGACCAAGGCAGAGGCCAUCCGGAGAGUGCACGAUGCAGUUGUGCGGGUCUCGGAAAAUCAGCACUUUCCACUACGUGAGGCUCUUCGUCUGGCACGAGGACAAGGAGUGAGUGAAGAUUUAUUCGAUACUUUAUUCACCUUUCAAAAACUUCCAACUGUCGAACGUGAGCUCCCAGCAUUGUACAACGAAGUCACGCCCGACGAGACAGCCAUCACGCCGCCGUAUCCUGUCAAUGUUGAAUUGGAGGGCGAUGCAAAGGGUCUGAUCUGGACUUUCGCAUGCCAAGAUGGAGUUACCAGCCAAGAAUUUGGACAGACAGUGCUGGAAAAACUGGAUACUAUCCUGGCAGCUCUGGUGAGAAAUCCUGACCAAGACCUUCUGGGCAAAGAAGGCGGAAAGGUGUCAAUAUGCGGUCUCCCAGGAGUAGAUCUAAUCCGCAGCAAGGGCGACAGGCCAAGGAAGACGUCUCACAUUGCUCAAGAUCAGCAGCAGUCCCACAGACCCGAAAACUGGAGUUCAACCGAGGCUGCCAUUAGGGAUGUCCUUGCAAAAGUAUCCCACUUGGACAGAGAGUACAUUAAAAAGAAUACGGGCCUGUUCCACCUCGGCCUGGAUAGCGUCAGCGCCAUCAAAGUUGCUACUCUGCUCCGAAAAGAGGGCAUUAGGCUUCCAGUAAGCGCGAUCAUUAGAUCACAGACGGUUGAAAAGAUGGCCGUGGCUGCUGAACAGCUCCAACGCGCAGGUCAGGAGACGGCCCGUACACCUAACGGGUUUGCGGAGAUCUCGUUUGUUCCGGAGAACAUCAAGGGGGGCCUCACAAUACCAGAGGAGGAUCUCGAGAUGAUCAUACCAUGUACCGCGGGUCAAACGUACAUGCUUGAUAUGUGGAGAGCAAGCAAUGGGCGCUUGUUCUUCCCCAUUUUCUGGCUGAAAGCGUCCGGUGUUUCGCUGGAGGAUUUGAGGCAGGGAAUGAAAAGGCUUGUUGAUGAAGUUCCGAUACUGAGGACUUUGUUUAUCCACAAGAGUGAUGGUGGAUGGCCAGAAACAUUUCAAGUGGUCGUCAAGAGCGAGGCAGUGGCAAACUAUGGCUUCCCCUGGGCAGUGCGAUUCGACGUCCGAGGAGAUGAAUUGCUUGUUACACUUCGCAUCCACCACGCCUUGUAUGAUGCUGUGAGUCUCCAGCUGCUGAUCACACGCUUCGAGAGAUUGUGUGCUGGUACCGCACAGACCAAGUGCAACACGGAUAUGAGCACUCUGAUCUCGAACAACCGAGCAUCUCGGUCGAUGGCUCAAGAAUUCUGGACGCGUUAUCUCGGCGAAGGUGAAGGUACACUUCAACCCAUGGGUCGGGGUUCAUUCGCAGCAAGGCGCGUUGAGAGAUUCCAUCCCAAACUAGUGCCGCUCGAGGGAUUGAUCAAGCAGCUAAAGCAUCAUGGCCUUAGCAUUCAAGCACUCUUCUUCGCCGCAUAUGCCAGGAUUUACGAGGGUAUACGUUGCCACCUGGGUACAGAACAACAGUCGACAGAUACCAAAUCGGAUGUUGUGAUUGGGGUCUAUCUUGCAAACCGGUCGCUUGAUAUCGACGGGAUCAUGGAACUACUUGCUCCGACAUUCAGCAUCGUUCCAUUGAGAAUCCGAUCUGGGGGGACCCUUCUUCAGUCGGCAUUACAGAUCCAGCAUGAUCUGGGAGAAAUCACGCGGCCAGAGAACUGCGGAGUGGAUAUGAGGGACAUUAAUACGUGGACGGGAGUCAAGCUGGACACGUUUGUCAAUUUCUUAUCCCUCCCAAGUGAUGAGGAUUCAUCAUCGUCUGGAGACCAAGCGAGCAACGUUCGAAUCACCCAUGCGGAAACCUCGGGGAAGAAGGAUAAAUUUGAGGGGGUUGACGCGCCGUCGCCUUUUAUGGACGGCAUGGAGUGUAAUGCGGAUAGCACGAAGUGGUGCUUGCCUGCUAUUGAUAUCGAGGCUAGAGUUGAAGACGGGUACCUAGACAUGGGUGUCUUUGCCCCAGAAGAUAUGCUUUCGGAGGACGAGGUCAGCAGGGUCAUGGAUGAGAUGAGGAGGUUGAUGCUGGACUUUGGUUAG